AUGCCCCCUCCCAAACUCUCGGUGGUGAUUGGGACAGGGACACAGUUGAAUACCAGCAAGUGGGGUUCACCCUGCCCCCAGUUUCCAUGGGGUAAUACUAACCAGUUUUCUUUCCCUUUUCCUGGAAAACGUCUGUCUUCAUUAUCCUCUUUAUUUCUCUUUCCUACUCAAGUUGCUCCCGCUGUUUCUGCUAGCACUGAAGCUGAUCACUCUGGCUCUGACCCUGCUUCUCCUUUACAUACCUGUUUCUUAGUAAAUGAAGGAUGGAGUCAGCUUGCUGCGAUGCACUGCGUUAUGCUUCCUGACCUGCUGGGCCUGGACAAAUUUAGACCGCCUCUCCUUGAAAUGUUGGCGCGUAGAUGGCAAGAUCGAUGCUUGGAGGUGAGAGAAGCAGCCCAGGCUUUGCUAUUAGCAGAGCUCAGAAGAAUCGAGCAGGCCGGCAGGAAGGAAACGAUUGAUACGUGGGCUCCUUACUUACCUCAGUACAUGGACAGCGUGAUAUCACCGGGAGUGACCACAGAAGCCAUCCAGACGGCCACUGCCAGUCCGGAACCGUCGGCAUCGGAAGCUAAAAUUCAAGAAGAAGAGCACGAUCUGGUGGAUGAAGACAUUCCUGCAGGUUCUCUUUCUGGAUUUCCACAAAUGAAGAAAAUAUCCAUGUCUUAUGAAGAGAGGCGCAAGCAAGCUACUGCGAUUGUUUUACUAGGAGUAAUCGGAGCAGAGUUUGGAGCGGAAAUCGAACCUCCAAAGCUGUUGACCAGACCUCGCAGUUCUAGCCAGAUUCCUGAAGGCUUUGGCUCAACUAGUGGUGGAUCCAACUAUUCUUUAGCGAGGCAUACUUCUGGUUUGCAGAAGAUGAGGCCCGUUCACAUGGCUGGCUGUCCCAUGGACAGUCAGCAAUGCGAAUGGGGCACGCACCUUCGCAUGGAGGUGCAGGGUUUUUUGGGGUCCCUGCCUCCUAAGCACAGCUCGACUGACCCCCAGGGCCAUGAAAUGGCCCUUUGUCCCUGCGUGACUCCGCAGAUGGGAGCCGGAACUGCGAUUCACUGGUUGGAUCGCAGCCACCUAAUGCACCUCGCAUCCACGGCCAUUCGCUCGGCCACGGCUGCAAGCAUCACAAUGGGGCUGCCUCUGAGUCCAGCAGCUGACUCCGCCCGCUCUGCACGACACGCUCUCUCGCUCAUUGCUACGGCCAGACCACCCGCCUUCAUAACAACCAUCGCCAAGGAGGUGCACAGGCAUACGGCUCUUCAAGCCAACACUCAAUCUCAGCAGAACGUCCAUACCACGACCUUGGCACGGGCCAAGGGGGAGAUUCUGAGGAUCAUCGAAAUACUUAUUGAAAAGAUGCCCACCGAUGUGGCGGAGCUUAUCGUAGAGGUUAUGGAUAUCCUCAUGUACUGUCUGGAAGGCUCGCUAGUCAAGAAGAAAGGACUUCAAGAGUGCUUUCCAGCCAUCUGCAGGUUCUACAUGGUCAGCUAUUACGAGCGGAGUCACCGAAUCGCAGUUGGAUCCCGCUUAGGUUCAGUGGCCCUCUACGACAUCCGGACUGGAAAAUGUCAGACCAUCCACGGCCACCAGGGGCCCAUCACAGCUGUGGCGUUUGCGCCUGACGGACGGUAUCUUGCCACUUACUCGAACAAAGAUAGUCAUAUCUCCUUUUGGCAGAUGAACACCUCUCUUUUGGGAAGCAUCGGGAUGCUGAAUUCUGCCCCCCAACUUCGCUGCAUUAAAACGUACCAAGUGCCCCCCGUCCAAACUGCGUCGCCCGGCACCCACAGCGCGCUCAAACUGGCAAGGCUCAUCUGGACUUCCAACCGGAACGUUAUCCUAAUGGCGCACGAUGGCAAAGAGCAUCGGUUUGUGGUAUAGUCAGGAGGAAGGAAUCCUUUCGCUAAAUACAGUUUUUUCUUAAAGCUCCCUGGUAAAAUUUCUCUCCCUCUCUGCGAUCUCAACCCUUGGAGGGUCUGGGUUGGUGACCAUAAAAGUUAUCCCGCUGGAUUGGCCCGAUGGUGUCACACUCUGCUUUGUACUCCAGAGCAAAGAACCUGUUUAAGCCAUCUACUGAGUUGGAGGUUUGCACAUUAACUGGACAGCCCGCGAUAAUGACAUGAGCAUGUGAGGGGAAGGGGGUGUUUGAAUCAUAGAUGCGCAGGUAAAGGGAAGAUCUUGAGUUUGUAGCAGUGGCUUUCUCAGGAAGUGUCUGGAAGACCUUAAUUUGGAACUUUAAAAAAAAAAUCAGAUCACAAGUUUUAAGCCGGGCUGAAUCAUAACCACAUUAAGAAAAGUUGAAAUCAGCCACAAAACCUAAAUGUAAGAAACAAUUAUUUGAGGUAUUUAAAAAUCUUGAUGUUUACUGAAAGCUUAUAUGUUUACAUUGACGUUCCUCCGGCUGUCGUUGGAGGAAAGCUGGCUUUGGCAUUUUAGGACGCUUUCGGAAUCUCUGGGAGUCCCAUGGCAUGCCCAUCGCAGCUUCACAGUUGCAACUCCCUUUGCUUUCUUGACCGGCAGAAGAGAACCGAGUCCUUCCCAUGUUCACAGGUGCGCCAGUAAGCUCACUGCACCUGCCAGUUCGCAGCAUUAAAAGGUUGUACUUGUCAGGCUUGGAAGUUCACAAAAAUCUAGAUAGGAAAGAAAAAUUUUUUAACUUGCUUUGAGAAUUGGCAUGCUUCCUUAUAUCCGUUUCUGAGUUAUCUGGGAAUGGUGGUGCUCCAUAACGAAUGAAGGAACAAUGUUAUGGAUGUUAGGGAAGGGGGAAAACCUUGAAGUUGUGGGAAAUUUUAGAACACGAAAAUUGGCAAAGAAAAGCUGGGGGGGGGGGGCGGUAUGAAUAUCAAUGUUUUCUGGGAAUGUUAAUGUAUUUAUAUCCGAUGCUGUUCUCUCUUCCGCUGCACUGGGUUUGGCAAGAACGCAAGGACCCUUCACAUUUAUACUACUGAACUUGUUUGUGUGUAUGUGUGUGUCUUUUUUAACUAUGUAAAACUAAUCAUGAAGUAGCACAUUUUCAACAUUUUGGUUUCAUUCAAGAACAGGAACAGUUUGGAAAUAAAUGGGUGACCCAAAGUUAAUCAUUAUUGCGAGAAACGGAAAAAGUUAACUAGAAUCCAGUUUCAAUAUUUUUGUGCAUCUUCCUUAUAAAGAUCUAAUUGUAACAGCUGACAUUCACAUAUCCCUCCCCUCCACGUCUUGCAUAAUAAUUUUUGUGUGAAGAUGACCUGGUUUUUGUUCACAGAGAUGAAAAAAUAUGUAGACGAUGUUUUAUUUAAACACUGUUGUGUUUGUGUGUGUGUGUGUUCUCAGUGCUUCUUCCUUGCAUUCUGUUUGCCUUGGAAAACAGGCAGAAAGAAUGCUCAUAUACCCUUUUCAUCCAAACGCACUAAGUAGAACCGUAACAUCAUCCACCACGUGCUAGACUGUCUUUGUUUUAGAACGUUCCACUUGGGUCCUAGUGCCUACCUAACAGAACCCAAAUGGAACAUUCCAAAACAAAGACAGUCUAGCACAGGAGUCUGCAACCUGUGGCUCUCCAGAUGUUCAUGGACUACAAUUCCCAUCAGGGAUUUGUAGUCCAUGAACAUCUGGAGAGCUGCAGAUUGCAGACCCCUGGUCUAGAGAUGGCGAAUAAAGUUACAGUUCUACUUAGUGCUUUUGGUUGGAAAGGGUACAGUAAAUGCAGACAUGUUCAACAAAAGUGGAGCCUGUAGAAAAUUCCAAAGUAGACUCUGAAUGAAUAAAUAAAAGGAAAUGAUAGAUUCUUUAUGUAAAACAUAUUGGGUGCAUUUUUUUCUGUGCAGUCCCCCUUGAAAUGAACGAAAUUUGUUCAGGAGUAGUAUAGAAUCCCUUCUCUGCUUCAGUGGGUCUAACAGUGGAGAAGUUCCUGGUAGUUUGCAUAGCAUUGAUUUUUUUAAAAAAUGAGUAAACGAUCUGUUUAAUACACUGUACAUGUAACAAAGAUUGCACAGGCCACAAUCAACAUACCUACUUGGGAUUUUACGAGCGUAGCAAGGAAUUAAAGACUAUUAGGAAUGUUUAUCUUGCACUGUUGUAAAUGUGUAUCCUUUUCAACUAGGGCAAAGCUAAAAUAGUGUGUGUUUAGUGGUGGCAAAAAAAAUCAGUCUUGGGUUGUAGAUGUUUUUAAGUGAAUUUAAGCAGUGUGCAUUCCAUUUAGGACAAGUGACUGUGGAAUUUGGAAAAGGCACAAAAAAUGCACUGAGUACGGACACUUUUCAGGAUCAAACAUAACGUUCAAGUGUCGUGUUUGAGUGCAGAUAAUGAAGAGAUAACUUUGUGCUUUUCCCCAUGGAGAUUCCAAAGGCAUAUUUACUUCUGUUACAGAUUUCCUUUGUUCAUCUGUUCCCGUGAUCACAGCACGGGGCUCUGCCUCUUACAUGGUGCUGCGGAUAAUCAGGGAGGCAGUCCCAUUUCUUCAGCCUUGAGUAAAUGCCUUCUGCUUGCAGUGGGACUUGGUGCAAAAGAAUGCAAACCACUGCUGCAGAAAAUUGAACAGGCAAUCCCUUCUUUUAUGAAGUUCGACGUAGGGUAGCUGGACAGAAGCACACAUUACAAUAAACACAGGGUAGCCGCUGAAAACGGCAUCCCCGUGCCAGGUUUUCUCCCUCCCUCUUUGAAACCUGUAAUAAAACUUAGCUGUGUCCUGAUGUCAUAACGUGGUGUAUUUUUCCCACCAGCGGGUAGUCAGUGAUGUUAGCCGGGGCAAGAACAUGUAUGACAUGAGGACACAUGUCGGAUUAGUUGCAGAGGAGAAGGGAAGAAAGACAGACCCAGGGGUUGCUGUUUUAGUCAGUAGACUUUGUGUGUGUUGUGAUGUGCAGUUCCAUUGUCUGUGUGCACUAGAGAUGGUGUGUUGUGCUUAAUACGCAGGAACACAGACAGGUUUGUUUCAGUAGGCCGGUACACACAUAUUUUUUUAAAGACCUGGAGGCAUAGCAACCAUGUUCGGUGAGUGAACUUCAUAACUAGUUUGGGAAUUUUUUUAAAAAAAACCCUAGCUGCUUCAAAAUACGUUGCCAAAUUCAAAUUUGCAAAAAAAAAAAUUGAAUACACCUUCUUUCAUUAGCCAAAAGGAACAUUCCAGAUGUACAGAUUUACCCCAGUUGUGUCUUCUACAGAUAUCUAACAAGUGAUGGGGUUAAUAUCUGCAAUUGUUCAGGGCUUCUAACCCAGGGGUCUGCAACCUGCGGCUCUCCAGAUGUUCAUGGACUACAAAUCCCAUCAGCCCCUGUCAGCAUGGCCAAUUGGCCGUGCUGGUAGGGGCUGAUGGGAUUUGUAGUCCGUGAACAUCUGGAGAGCCGCAGGUUGCAGACUCCUGUUCUAACCCAAUGAGAAAGCUAGUCUGUGGACAGGAGUAAUUUAAACAGAGGAAUCAAUAUUUACAUACUAGUGACUGCAACAGUCCACCACGCCCCCCAUGGUGAGUUCAGACGGGAGCUGACAAAAGCUUCUCUACCCUUUGCAGAUAGUAGCCCUCCGAAUCUUAGUUCCCCUAACCACCAUGGACGCAAAUCUGCGCUCGAGUGACUUUCUCCCCCCUCUCCACACAGACUGCCCCCCACAGCUUAGGUCUUUCACCACUGCAGUAAAAUUUGUAUUGUCAUUCCAGUGUAAGCUUUUAGUGUUCUAUUGAUUUGUUAAGUACUGUAUUUGGAUUUGUCCUUGUAAACGUAGAGACGUGUGUGUGGCUUCAUUGGCAGUUUACAAGCAAAAGAUGACAUGAUGAGACACCUGUAUGAAAAUUUUGUCACGGCUGAAGUCGCAGUGAACGGUACCCAAUUAAAAUGUGCCGAGAAACUCUUUGGCGAUUCCACUUGUUGGCUGCUGCAUGUACCAAAUGGCCCUAUGUAGAUAAUGUGUGUGAAAUAAAUGCUGAAUCAGACCGAA
This is a messenger RNA of Sphaerodactylus townsendi, 5898 nucleotides long. RefSeq names its product WD repeat-containing protein 7-like. Gene Ontology annotation, molecular function: protein binding. The transcript is spliced from 14 exons. Gene Ontology annotation, cellular component: cytoplasm. Bases 1 to 1872 code for a protein of 623 amino acids. The record is from RefSeq and is a predicted model, not a curated record. Lineage: Eukaryota; Metazoa; Chordata; Lepidosauria; Squamata; Sphaerodactylidae.